AUGUCGAACGUGCUGAAAAUAGUUGUUAUCCUAGUUACAUUUUUAUUAACAUGGAGAUUAAGUUAUUCUGUCACCUAUAAACUUACAAAUGUGAUUUGCGAAAGCCGCAACCAAUCAUGGGUAACAAUUAAUGAGUGUCGCUUGAAGGCUGUCAAUCGAAAUAGAACCGUUUUCAACUUUAAUGCAACCAUUCAUCAUCCGACUAAUGACGUAGUAAUAGACUAUAGAUUUCUGAAAAGGGAAAACGGAUAUAAGCCAUGGUUGUACAAAAAGAAUAUCGACGGAUGCCGAUUUUUAAGAAAACCCUAUGAUAUGUUAACAAAAAUGAUAUAUAUGGUUUUCAAGCCCUUUUCAAACAUCAAUCACACUUGCCCUUUCUAUGGAGACAUUUUAAUAAGAGGAAUGUAUCUCAGAACUGAAAUUAAGGCAAUGCCGUAUCCCUCCGGAAAAUAUAUGCUGCAGAUUAACUGGAGUUUUUAUAAGAAAAUUCAGGUCGUAACUAAUAUAAGUUACGACUUCAUUGAAAAUUUGCUAUAA
This is a messenger RNA of Drosophila melanogaster (fruit fly), 537 nucleotides long. RefSeq lists its product as uncharacterized. The coding region runs from base 1 to 537 and encodes 178 amino acids. The transcript has 3 exons. The record is from RefSeq and is marked reviewed. NCBI's taxonomy places the organism in Eukaryota, Metazoa, Arthropoda, Insecta, Diptera, Drosophilidae.